Asparagus officinalis (garden asparagus) is the source of this 2086-nucleotide messenger RNA. RefSeq lists its product as uncharacterized. The record is from RefSeq and is a predicted model, not a curated record. NCBI's taxonomy places the organism in Eukaryota, Viridiplantae, Streptophyta, Magnoliopsida, Asparagales, Asparagaceae. Gene Ontology annotation, cellular component: exocyst. Gene Ontology annotation, biological process: exocytosis. Gene Ontology annotation, molecular function: phosphatidylinositol-4,5-bisphosphate binding.
AUGACAUCAAACCAUGGAUCUGCAGGUGCGAACAAUGAGUCCGGAGAUGCUAAAAAAUCCAGCGACAAACAAGGAGGAGGGGAAAGCAAAGAGGAUAAGGAAAAGGCAACUUCGACGGCGGAGGAGGACGUAGAGAAUGCAAGGAUCUCCGACGACGUCGACUGCUUCCUCGCCAUCCUCCUCAGCCUCAAACAAAACGACCAUGAUCAUAAUAACAACGACCAGCAUCCCCCCGACAUUCCUCAAUCCUCCAUCGACAAAUUACUGUCCACCGUGGAACUCGAUCUGACCAAAUGCGAAUUCGAAAACAAGAGCGACAAAUGGUUCGUCUCCCUUCUCGACGCCGAACGCCGCCGACCACUCAAGCUCCGUCCUCACAUUCCUCAAUCCUCCAUCGACAAAUUACUGUCCACCGUGGAACUCGAUCUGACCAAAUGCGAAUUCGAAAACAAGAGCGACAAAUGGUUCGUCUCCCUUCUCGACGCCGUUGAUCGCGUCGACAAGCUCUCCACCGCGCUCUCCGCCUUCUCCUCUUCAAACGACGAUUACAGGAACGCCGCCGACCACUCAAGCUCCGUCCUCCAACGCGCCAUGACCUUCCUCGAAGAGCAAUUCAGGCUCCUCCUGGAGGAUUCCAGGAUCAAGGUUCCCGCUUCCGCGUCGCGCAAGCCACCCCAUUGGUCUCAAGAUUCCGACUCCUCCAGCACCUUCUCUCCGUCAGCACCGAAGGACCCGAAUGGUUGUGAGGACGAGAUUAGCCCUCCCCCGUUCCCGCCGGAAAUCAUCGGCAGGCUUCACAGGAGCGCCGACGCGAUGAUCUCGCAGGCUACGGGGCUCGAAUGCUUACAGCUAUCCGCGUCGACACAACGCUUCGAGGAAGGCUUAUCAGCAUCGGCUUCCCAACAGCAUCAGCGUCGACGAAUCAAUAAAGACGCAAUGAGUCGCUGCAAAAGCCUGUUGGGGAUCAGCACACUGGUCGCAGUCGCUUCGCCAGUUCAAUCUCGUUCUUCUUCGCCCACGAGGCGCCCGAUCUCAAGUAGAGAUGGCAGCACGGGGGUCCCCAGGCUCGGGGAGUCGGCCGUCGCCAUGUUCUCCGAUCUCGAAAACUCGAUCAGGGCCGACGCAGCGAAAUCUCCUGUCCCCGGGGGCGCAGUUCAUCCCCUCACUAGUUACGUUAUGAACUAUCUCAAAUACGCCUGCGAGUACAAAGCCACACUUGAGCAAGUCUUCGCUGAGGACCACCAAGCUGCGGAUGCGAAAUCACCGACGGCCAAGGCGGCGGAGCACACGCCGUUCGCAGCACAGAUAAUCGGCGUCAUGGAGCUGCUGGAUUCAAACCUAGAAACCAAGUCCAAACUGUACAGGGAGCUGGCACUGAACUACGUAUUCUUGAUGAACAACGGGAGGUACAUCAUCAAGAAGAUCAAGGAGUCGGCGGAGAUUCACGAGGUCGUAGGAGACAAUUGGUACCGAAAGAGAUCGUCGGAGAUGAGGCAGUACCACAAGAGCUACCAGAGGGAGACGUGGUCGAAAGCUCUGGCAUGCUUCAAAGACGAAGGGCUGAAGGGGAGCAUGUUGAAGCCAGCGCUGAAGGAGAAAAUGAAGAGUUUCAAUGCCAUGUUUGAGGAGAUACACAAGAACCAGAGUAACUGGGUAGUGUGCGAUGAGCAGCUGAAGUCGGAGCUGAGGGUGUCGAUAACGGCGGUGUCGUUUCUUGGCAAGUACAGGCAGAAUUUGAGCGGGAGGCAAGCGGAGAAGCACGUCAAGUUUGGGCCGGAGGAUAUCGAGAACAAAAUCAACGAGUUGUUCGAAGGGAAUCCGUCGAAUCAUGGCCAUGGCCAUGGAUAUGGACUCGGGAGGAGAAGGUGAUCAUAGUUUUACAUGGAAGGAGGUAGCUACGUACGAUUUGGUUCUCCCUCUUCCGCAUCUUCUUGAUUUGAUGAGUCCUUUGUACAAUCGAACGAUCGUGGGUAUUAUUUUGGGUUUUCGUUGUAUUCAGAUGUGUUUUAUAUACUCGAAUUGUGACAUGCGACGACUAGCUAGACCCUAAAGGGUGCCACUUGGGAAGGGUAAAUGAAAAGAGAUU